This is a messenger RNA of Salvelinus sp. IW2-2015, 2913 nucleotides long. Its product is annotated as interphotoreceptor matrix proteoglycan 2-like. NCBI's taxonomy places the organism in Eukaryota, Metazoa, Chordata, Actinopteri, Salmoniformes, Salmonidae. Gene Ontology annotation, biological process: visual perception. The record is from RefSeq and is a predicted model, not a curated record. Gene Ontology annotation, molecular function: hyaluronic acid binding; heparin binding.
AUGAAGGAAGUUACGGUGGAGGUCACCUCAGAAGCCACUUUGGAGGUCACUCCUGAGGUUGAAGUAGAGRUAACUCCAGAAUAUGUAGUGGAGGAACCUCCAGAGGCWGCUGAAGAAGUUCCUGAGGAAGCAGAAGAGGUCCCUUUGGAGACUGCAGUGGAAGAMACUCCAGAGUCUGUAGAAGAAAUCCCCCCAGAGAUUGUAGAGAUAACUCUGGAAGCUGUUGAAGAAGACACUCCAGAGGCUGUAGAAGAAAUAGUUUCAGUGACUCCAGAAGAGAUAGCACCAGAACCUUCAGAGGAGGACAUUCCAGAACCUUCAGAGGAGGACAUUCCAGAACCUUCAGAGGAGGAAAUUCCAGAACCUUCAGAGGAGGAAAUUCCAGAACCUUCAGAGGAGGACAUUCCAGAACCUUCAGAGGAGGAGAAUGGGAUUGAAGAUGCAUUUGAAAGGUUACCAGGAUUCAAGAAGGUCUUUGUAGUUGAAUUCAGGCCUCAGAAGGACCUCCAAAGGGGUAUGUUGUCUGUGGUAGUCCACUACGCAGUGACUCUGGAGGUGGACGGGGCAGGCAUCAGUAACGAGACCAUGGACUACAUCAACCUCCAGUCCAACGUGGUGGAGAAGUCUUACCGUGAUGCUGUUGAACGCCCCACCGUGGUCUACACCAUAACAGACUUCCGAAACUACAUCACUGAAGCCCUGCACAAGGAGAACUUCAUGAGCAACACCACUCUGGAUGUAGACCCUGACUCACUGCAGCUAGAGCGAGUUGAUAACUUGUUUCUGGGAGGGAGACCCACCACCAAACCAGAAGAGUCCAAUGACAUGAUGGACAAUGUUCUGGCUGCUGAGAAACCACCAGAUGCUCCUGGCCAAGACUUGGAUGUCAGCAACAUCUUCCUGAAGAAGGAUGAUUUCCUGUUUCCUAUGGACCCUUUGAAAGGCUCCGGGAGCGUUGUGGCCAGUGAAAAUGAUGUGUUCGUUCUGGAUGAAACCACCUUGCCAUCCAGCACCACUGCUGUCCCUGCAGAGAAUAAUGGAAAUAUUGAAGAAGAGGGAUUUCUUCUCAGCAACACUCAUCAAGACUCUCAUACUCCCGAUGGGGAUGGUGUGGUCGGUGCUGGAGGCUCCUCUACCUCCUCCCCUUCACAACCACAGACCACAGAGGCCCCGGUCCCGGCACCUCCCAGAGUAGACACAGAUUUGGAUGCUGGUUCUGGCUCCGGCUUCUCUGGGGAUGACCAAGGGGCUGACGUCUUGCCAUGGUUUCCCGUGACAACUGAGGAGACGGACUACAUAGAGGAGGAGGAGGAGGAUUCUGUGGUGGGGGAGGUGCAUUUACCAGAUCCAGAAGUGGAACCRAAGGAGGAAGAGAAGAAGGAGGAGGAGAAGGGGGAAGAGAUCACCGAAUCKGUCCUGACUGAAUCUYCAGAGGAUAUGGGUCYUUUUGAGUCCCAUCCAGAAUCUGCCCCAGUUGAGGAAGAGCCACAACGGCCUUUCUUGGACAGACUGCCUGUGACCCAAGACAUUAAUACCCGACCUGACUACACGACCACCGCUGAAGCCCCUGUGUUCUGGACCGCAGAGACCCUGACCGUGGAGCUCUCCAUACAGACGCUGGAGGCCUCUGGGAUGUAUGACGAUUAUUACCCAAGCGAACCAUUCACCAUCAUAGCACCAGUCACUGAUUAUCCCUAUCCUCAGUUUUACACCACUGAGGCCCUCGUKUUGGAAGGGCCAGCAGCUGAGACCCAUGGUUCUGUUGAGGAGCUGUCGGRGCCAACCAGUCCWAUAGAGGUUGAACUCCCCACAGUCACAGAGUCACCUACCUUCAUAGACAUGGAGCUGUUCACAGUCAAGGAGUCCAUCUUCGAUAUGAUCACCGCCGAACCACCAGAGAUCGAAGCCUUCACCGACAGACCUUUACUCUUGGUGCCCGAUCCUGAGGAUGAAGACGGAGAGGUGGAGAUCUUGGAGGAACAGGGGGCGGAGGUCGCAGAGCCCUUGGCCACACUACUCCCAGCCCUUGACAUCUCAGAGGAGGACCUAGCUGAAGAUGAAAUAUUUGUUGUGGCUGCAGGUACAGCAGCCCCGGAAGUCAUAGAGUCUCAUAGCAUCUUAUCCCCCGAGAAGGAAUCUCCCUUCACUCGUAUAUCUGACUCUGUACCGGAAGAGGAGGAAGCCACACACCAUCCAGCCACCACCGAAAUAGCAMCACAUGGUGACAUUGAAAUCUCUGAGACACCUGAAAUUGCCCCAACGAUCCUACCUCCAUUCUUCCAGCCAACAUUCAGACCCACAGAAAACCUGCUUCAGGCAGCAGAAGAGUCAGAUGUUAGCAUUGAAGAAGGAGAUGUUAGUAUGGCGCCAGCACCCCCUUCCUCAGCUCACGACACAUACGAACUAGAAGUCGGCACUUCAAUCCAAGCGGUUGGAGACUACGCACCAGACUCCCCCAUGCCGGAAAUUGACCUCACCUUCGACGUGUAUGACGGAAUGAGUCACAUGGACGGGGACAGCAGUGGGUACUCCAGCAUCGCCACGGGUCAGACGUGGGCAGCAUCGCCAUGGCGAAGAGCCCUGGCAAGGAUCUGAUGGUGUUCUUCAGCCUGAGGGUGACCAACAUGAUGUUCUCUGAGGACCUCUUCAACAAGAGUUCCACAAGGUACAAAGCCCUGGAGCAGAGGUUCCUCGAACUGCUCGUCCCUUACCUGCAGUCCAACCUCAGCAACUUCCAGAACCUGGAGAUCCUGAAUUUCCGUAACGGCAGCAUCGUGGUGAACAGCAGGAUGAAGUUCGGGAAGCCCGUCUCUCGGGGUCACCAACACUGUCUACCUUAUCCUAGAGGACUUCGCUAACUCAGCCUUCCAAACCAUGAACCUGCCAUAGACAAAUACUCACUGGAUGUGGAUC